CAGAUGCAUUGUCCACCAUAAACCUUCGCCACACCCGGAAUGAACAUAAUGAAAGCUUCCUUCUACGACGCCUACUCCGACAACAUCUCUUCCAGCACCCAGGCCCUAGAAGCGUCUGCCCUAUCAAGGACCAUUUCUACCGUCCACCAUGAUUACUACCCCUUUCUGGGCGGGCUUCGUCAUUCUACCACGCCAACUCCCAUACCCUAUGACAUCUAUGACGUCAACACAUAUGACAGUUACGUCAGUACGUCUAGUGAUGUAGAUGGACCGACGACGGUGGGUGAUGUUGCUGGGUACAACGCUACGGGGUCUUUUAGCUUCAUCUCUCUGAAACGAAGCAGCCAAUUUAGCGAAUCGGCUGCUGACCACUGCGUCGCCGGCAAGAAGACAACAGGAGCGACCAUACUCAAUCAAGUAGGAAAAAAUAGCAGCAGCAGUACCCGAGGGAGGAGAAAAAAUAUAGUUAGAGAUCGUCCUACCUCUCCGACGAUAAUGAAAAAAAGAAGACUAGCAGCUAACGCGAGGGAAAGAAGAAGAAUGAACGGCUUGAACGAAGCAUUCGAUAGGUUGCGAGAAGUUAUACCUAGCUUAGAUGCAGAUCACAAACUUAGUAAAUUUGAAACACUCCAAAUGGCACAGACUUACAUUAACGCGCUCAGAGAACUUUUAGAGAGAAGCGAAGAUAAUCGGUGAAAAUUAUAAAAUUCUAGAUGUAUACCCACCUUUUGUCACAGUGACCGAUCUAUUUAGAAGCAACCGGAGCACCUGCCGAAUUUUGCUAUGCUUCAACUGUACCAUCAAAAGUACCAAAAGUUCUCUAUUUUCAACUAUAGUGAUCCUUAGUCCCACAUAACUUAAGUGAAUUUUUGGUACAAUUUUAAAUUUUACGGAAUCGAUAACGAGGGUUUUGUGCACCUCAUCGCCAAAAUCUGAUCUAUGUGUUCUGAUGUCUUUAAAUCCAUGAAAGAUUGUUGAUACUAGAAAGUAUUUAAUAAGGUUACUUUGACUGUUAGUAUAGCGUUUUUCUGUCCACAUAAGUAUGAAUUACUUGUAUAUCAGUUAAAAAUAUUUUGUAAGCAUG
Molecule: messenger RNA, 1084 nt
Organism: Acanthoscelides obtectus
Lineage: Eukaryota; Metazoa; Arthropoda; Insecta; Coleoptera; Chrysomelidae
Source: the annotation of a GenBank genome assembly